This is a messenger RNA of Episyrphus balteatus (marmalade hoverfly), 5453 nucleotides long. RefSeq names its product zinc finger protein 91-like. NCBI's taxonomy places the organism in Eukaryota, Metazoa, Arthropoda, Insecta, Diptera, Syrphidae. The transcript has 3 exons. Gene Ontology annotation, molecular function: zinc ion binding; chromatin insulator sequence binding. Gene Ontology annotation, biological process: regulation of transcription by RNA polymerase II. Gene Ontology annotation, cellular component: nucleus; chromosome. The record is from RefSeq and is a predicted model, not a curated record. Bases 81 to 5282 code for a protein of 1733 amino acids.
UAACCAACUUCAAACGUCAUUUCGUCAACAUCAAUUCAAAUGAAAAAGUAAAUAAAAACAAAAAUUCUAAAUAAAAAAAAAUGGAAAAGCUAAAAAAUAUUACAACUUUAAAUAUUAAUUCAUCCUGCAGAACAUGUCUUGAAAAUGUAAAUAACUCAGAAACCUAUCACAAUGUAUUCGCAAUACCAGAUCUCGGUAAAAAAUUAACUGUGUGUACUUCGUUGCCCGUAGAACCAGAUGAUGGCUUUCCAUCAUGUUUAUGCGAAUCAUGUCUAAAAAAAAUUAAUGAUUUCUAUAAUUUUCAACAAAUGUGCAUUUCGGCUAGAAAACAAUUCCAAGACUAUAUUAAUUCAGAGAAUAAACUAAAAAGCUUUGAAUUGGGGCGGGUUCAUUCAAUUGAUUUAUCAUCAGUUUUAGAAAUACCUUUCGAAGCUAAGAAAGAGGAUAAUGAUGAUACAGAUUUUGUUGAUGCGAAUGUUAUUAGUCAAGGUGAGUCCUCCUCAACUGAAGUUGAAGACUCGGACGAUGAUGAACCAAUUGUUAAAUAUCUUGCAGCUAAAAAAGACAAUUCCACAAAUAGUAAAUUAAUAGAAAAUAAAGAUUCCUUCAAUGAUACAAAAGAUGCUAAUAGCAAAAAGUCAAACUCUUCUUCUACUAAACCCAACUUGCACUGUGAAAUCUGCAAUAAAGGGUUUACCAAAACCGAGACCUUUGACAUUCAUAUGCGUAUGCAUCAAGGACUGAAACCAUUCCCCUGUCAACAAUGUGACAAAUCUUAUGCACGACCAGGUCGACUGAAAGUCCACAUGCGUGUCGUGCACGAGGGGAAACCUUUCCCCUGCACUGAGAUGGGAUGCAACAAAACUUUGUCCUCAAAACAAACUCUUCGACAACACAUUGCGGAAAUGCAUUCCCCUAAAGAUGAAAACAUUGGCAUUAAGGAAAAACCCAGAUUUGUAUGCGAAGAGUGUGGAAAGGUACUGAAAGGUUUAAGUACUCUUAAGAACCAUCGCUUUUUACACAGCGGACAACCACGUCCACACGCUUGUCCACAAUGCCAUAAGCGUUAUAUGACCAGGUGUAAACUCAAAGAGCACAUGAAUAGACAUGCUGGCAUCAAAAACUUUGUUUGUCCUCAUUGUGGAGCUAAGAAGUCUUCACGUAGUGAAUUGAAAAACCAUGUAAACUAUCACACCAAAGAGAAAACCUAUCCAUGUCAUAUUUGCAAUAUGGUAUUUAAUAAUAUUGUGAAUUAUAGCCGACAUAGGCGAGUAGUUCAUGAAGGUAUUAAGAAUUUUGCUUGUUCGUAUUGUGACAAGUCAUUUGGCAAAGCAGAGACGAGGAAGCAUCAUGAAAUGACUCAUACUGGAGAAAAACCACACGAAUGCAAUAUAUGUCAUAAGAAAUUUAUUCAAAUUGUUUCUCUGAAAAAACAUCAAAAAGUACAUCUCAAAGCAAUGGGAAAUGAUCUUCAAUUGAAACUAAUCAAAUGUAUAUCAUUGCCAGUGGAACCAGGCGAUGGAUUCCCAUUAGCUUUAUGUGAAUCAUGUUACACAAAAAUUAAUGAAUUUUAUAUCUUUCAACAAAUGUGUAUAUUAACUAGAAAGAUAUUUCAGGAAUUUCUAAAUUCGGAAAGAAAACCUUGUAUUGAUUCAAUCCAUUUACCGUCGACUGAUUCGACGAUGUUGAUUCAAGUUAAAAAUGAGAAUGAAAAGGUAGAUUAUAGACCCUUUGAUCAUUGUUCAGAACUCACUAACGAACAAGUUUCAAUAAAAGUUAAGGAACAAAUCGAAAACUUAUCAAACGAAGAAGAACUAGAUCAAAAUCUAGAAAUUAAAAGAAACACCCAAUCAAAAUCCGACAUUAAUCUAAGCAAUAAACCGUCUUAUGAUUUAAUGAUGGUUACAGAAACUAGAAAUCAAAACGAUGAUAAUAGUUCCAUAUCAGUUGAUGAAUUUUCACAACUGGUUAAGGAAGAAUUUUCACUUGAUGUGAAAGUUCAAGAAAGAUUCUCUUCAAAUGAAGAUGAAUCAAACCAAAAAACUAUAAAUGAGAUUUCUAGCAAUGAUGGCGAAGGAAUCCUUGAAAAAUCCACUGAGACUAUAGUAAAACCUAUCAAGGCAACUCGUAAAAGGAAACCCGAGUGUAAAAUCUGCAAAAAACGCUUUAGAAUGGUUGAGAAACUUGAGAUACAUAUGCGCCAGCAUCAAGGACUCAAACCAUUUCCUUGCCUUUUUUGUAAAAAAACAUAUUCUCGACGAGAUACACUUAAAUAUCAUAUGCACGAUAAACACAAGUUAAAACUAACUUCCACUGAAGUUGAUUCCAAUAUUAAUCCAAGCAAUGUUCCAAAGGACGAUAAUGGGAAAAUCGAUGAAGAAGUAUAUCCUAUUUUUCUUGAUCAAUUUCCAGAGCUUGAUAAGAGAGAAAAAAUUGACUAUCCAUCAAAUGAUAAAAAAUCAGAAGAUAGUCUAGAGAUUUCCUCAGAAGACCUUUUCAAUCGAAUACACAAAAUGAAAAAAACAACCAACACUUUGGUAAGAGCUGCUUUUGAAAAAGAUAAAUUCAAUUUGGAAUGUGAAAUCUGUAAGCAAUGCUUUAAAAAACCCGAUAAACUAGAAAGGCAUCUGCGUUUUCACAAAGGACUUGCACCAUUUCCAUGUCAGUUGUGUCAUAAAGCUUAUUCACGAAAAAAUCGACUCACUUUGCAUAUACGAGAAAAACAUUCUGGAAAUAACUCUCAGAAAAAAGAGGAUUCAAAUGACCAGGAAUCAGAAAAAAGUCAACCAUGUAAGAUAAAUGAAGAGGAGAACUCAGGAGAGUUAAUAAUGUCAACGAAAGUUAAAAAGGAAAAUUUAGAGGAGAAUCUUAUAAUUCCUGAUCAAUAUUCCGAACUUGUUAAAAUAGAACUAUCAAUUAAUGAGAAUGAUCAAAUGGAAUUCUCAGAAGGCGAAGAAAGUCAACAAUCUUCGAAUUUCAACAAUGAUUGCGAUAAAAUAGCAGAAACUGAAGAAACCGCUGAUACUGUAGAAAUAUCGGACAAAAAAUCAGAUUUCCAACGUAGCACCCGACCUUACAAACAAAGAAAACCUAGAAAAUCUUUUGUAUGUGAACAAUGUGGUAAAGUUUUGGCAACCGUAAAUACCCUCAAAAAUCAUCUCUACUUGCACACUAAUCAAGAACUACCUCACGAGUGUCCACAAUGUCAGAAAAGAUAUAUAACAAAAAGUCUACUCAGACGACACUUGGACCGUAACGUUUGUAUAAACUACAUCUGUCCAUAUUGUGGAGUUAAACAAAAAUCACAAAAAGACUUAAAAAGACACAUGAUAACUCACAGUAAGGAUAAAAAGUAUCCAUGUCGGUUGUGUGAUUUGGUAUUUUAUAGUUAUGGCAAAAUUAAUAAACACAUGCAGACAGUUCAUGAGAUCAACAAGGAUUUUACAUGUUUGUAUUGUGGCAAGUCAUUUAGUACAGCAGAGGCGAGAAAGCAUCAUGAAAUCAUUCAUACUGGAGAAAAGCCGUUUGGUUUCGCAAAUCCCAUAAAAACAAAUUUAAUAAAAAUGGAACAAUUGGAGCAAUUUUACAACCUCGAUAAAUACUCCUCCUGCAGAGCUUGUCUUGGCAAUCUAAGUAACAUGGAAAACCAUUACGAUGUCUUUGCCAUACCUGAUCUUCAACAGAAGUUUACUCAAUGCACAUCAUUACCUGUGGAACCAGGUGAUGGCUUUCCAAUACAAUUAUGUGAAACUUGUUCUACCAAAAUUGAAGAUUUCUACACUUUCAAAGAAAUGUGUAUAUCAUCUAGAAAUCAAUUUCAAGAUUAUAUAAAUUCCGAUAGAAAACCAUGUUCAACAGAGCUCUCAAUUGUUCCAAACAAUUUGUUGCUUUUAACUGAUACUAAACAGGAGAAUGAGGACGAAGAUCCUAUAAGUCUUGAUCAGUUUUCAAGUCUUGUUAAAACAGAACUUUUGAUAAAUGACGAAGAAGAAGAUUCUGAACAAAGUCAGAAUCUUCUUGAAUGUAACCAGGGUACUUUCAAUGACACGACAAGUUCCAUUGAGAAGAAAAAGUCAAAAAAUGUUUUCAGUAAAAUGCAUUUAGAAUGUAAAACCUGCCAAAAAUCCUUUAAGAAAACUGAAACUUUACAAAGACACAUUAUAUCCGUACAUAAGGGUCUCAAUCCAUUUCAAUGCCAUCUGUGUGAUAAGUCCUAUGCCCGACAUCAUCGACUCAAAUUGCACAUAAAAGAAAUACACAAUGGCAUAAAAGAAACAUUUCCCUGCACAGAGUGUGACAAAAUAAUGUCCACAAAAGAUAAUCUUCGUCAACACAUGAGGGAUACACAUUGGCAUAUUCAAUGUGAACAAAACCUUGUUGAGAAUUCCAUUAACGAAAGCAUAGAACUUAAAGAAAAUGAAGAAACCAUUGAUUCUAUUCGAGACGAAAAGACAAAUAAACUUUCGACUAAAGCUAACUUUAAAUGUGAAAUAUGCCAGAAAUUAUUCAAGUCGAAUGAAACUUUAGAAAGGCAUAUCCGCGUACAUAAAGGACUCCAACCGUUUACCUGUCAUCUAUGUGACAGGUCUUAUAAUCGACGAAGUCGACUCUUAUUGCAUAUUAAAACAAUACACGAAGGUAUACCAAAUGAAAAAAUUCCCUGCACUGUGCCUGGAUGCGACAGACUAUUGGCUAGCAAGCAAACACUUCGCCAGCACAUCAAGGAUAUGCAUUGUAAUGUUGAGAGAAAGCCCAGGCAACGUCAUAUAUGCGAAGAGUGUGGCAAGGUUCUGACAAGUAUAACUACUCUCCAGAAUCAUAUGUACCAGCACACUGGACAGGAACUACCUCAUGAGUGUCCACAAUGUCACAAACGUUUUUUAAAGAAAUGUAAACUUAAAGAGCAUAUGAUGCGACAUGCUGGCAUUAGAAAUUACAUUUGUCCGGUUUGCGGGGCAAAGAAAACAACAAAACACGAACUCAAAAGACACAUAAAUUUUCACAAUAGAGAAAAGAAAUUUCCAUGUCAAAUGUGCGAUAUGUCGUUUUAUAAUAUUUGGAGUUAUAAUCGACAUAAGCGGAUCGUUCAUGAGGGUGUUAAGAAAUAUAAAUGUUCCUAUUGUGAGCAGGCAUUUGGAAAAGCAGAGACGAGGAAACAUCACGAAAUGACACACACUGGAGAGAAACCACAUGAGUGCGAUGUGUGUCAGAAAAAGUUUAUACAAUAUACUGCUUUGAAGAAGCAUAAAAUGGUACAUUUAAAGCAUUCGAACCAGAAUUAAAAUGGAAAAAGAAUAAUUAUUAUAAACUCGUUUCUCAUUGAAUUUCUUUUAUAUAUAAUUUCAAAUAACUUACAUAAUAUAUAAACUCUUGAAUGUAAUUUUUUGUUUGAAUUCAUUGUAUUUCAUUUAUCUUUAAAAUUAAUAAAAAUGGCUAUUUUGACUUAAAAAAAA